AUGGAUAUUAAGACCACGGCCGUGACGCCGCCAGCCAUGCCCGCUGUGGAUGCUGCCGGCGCCCCGCUCUCGCCGCCGAGCAGCGGCCAUCUACUGACUGCGGCCAGCCUGGAGCAGCAGCUGCAGCACAAGCAAACGUUCCAGCACAUCUUCGAGCAGCUGGUGCAGCAGAGCGGCGGCAGCCAGAAGCAGCUGGCGCCCAAGCAGCUGGAGCACUUGCGCCAUUUGCUGGGCAAUGUGCGGGAUGCCAAGAAUUUGCAGCUAAUUGUCGAGAAGUUCAAGAAUCUGGAACAGUUCCAGGAGCACUACGCCCAGCUGGGCGGCAACAACAACAACAACACUGUGAUCACAGAGGACAGCGAAAUGUCGCUCAAGGACAAUGCACGCAAAUUCGGCGCUGGCGGUCAGACGCUGACGCCCCGCCACACAAUCGACGCCAUUCUGGGACUCAAGAAUCGCAAUGGCCAGGCGCAGGGCCAGCUGCAGGCAGCAGCCGAGGGCAGCGAUGGUGAUGGUGAUGGCUCCAUGGCCGAGGACGAUGCCACCGAUCUGCGCUGCAACAUGUCGCUGGCGCAGCUGCGCCACAUGGAUAAUCACAUGGCCAACAUGCUGCAGCAGCACGCCAAGAAUGGGCUCAGCUAUGGCCCGCCAACACCACCAGCGCCGCCGCCGUCGCAGCAGCCGCCGCCACCGCAUCAUCAUCAUCAUCAGCAGCAGCAUCACGGCGCCAUGGCUGGCGCUCCGCACGCCCCAUUUGGCUACCACAAUGCCUUCGGAUUUGGCCACGGACACAACAGUCACAGCCAUCAUCUUGCGCAUAGCUUUGGGCAGCAGCAGGAGGACGCGGCGGGCAAUUACCUCAACUCGAUGCACCAAAUGGUCGAGGCCAAUCAAUUGCAGCCGUCGCAGGUGUCCGCGCCGGUGCCGGUGGCGGGGCCGGGGCCUGCGCUGCCUCCCCCCGGCGCCUAUGGCAGCCAUCAGCAGCACUUGGCGGCGCUGGCUGCGCAUGCGCAGGAGCAGCACAACAAAUAUGCCAAGUCAUCGUCGCCAGCCACCGCCGUCGCUGCUGGCAGCUACUUUCUGCCGGAUGUCGCAGCAUCAACGGGCGCAGCAACAACAACCACGGCAACAACAGCAACUGUUGCGCAGGCGACAGCAGCACGCGACUACGACGAGCGUUCAAUGUCCUCUACCAGCGAGCUGGACGACGAGGAGGAUGAUGCGGCAAAGCUGCAGCACGACGGCAACAUUAACAUCGAUGUAACCUCACCGCCCACACCCAGACCCAUGGGCAGCAACAGCAGCAGCAACAACAACAGCAGCGGCAGCGGCAAGCGCAAAGCCUCCGCCUCUGCCUACUGUGAUGAUAAUGAGCCGAAAUUAGCCAACGGACAGCAGCUGGGUAAUUAUGGCAUCAGGGCGCGCAGCCUGGACGAGGUGCAACAACAACAACAGCAGCAGCAACACUUUCCACACGAAUAUCGCAGCAGCAGCAGCAGCAACAACAACAACAGCCAAGUGGAGCAUGUGGAGCGUCUGAAUGGGGACAACGACAGCCUGGUCAAUGGCAGCUGCGCCUCCAGCGAGGAUCUCAACCAGACCAACAACAGUGAGCAGGGCGAGAAAAUCACAUCCGGCAGCGAUGAUGAGGGCCAGGACGAGAACUGUGCCAAGAAGAAGCAUCGCCGCAAUCGCACCACCUUUACCACAUAUCAGCUGCAUGAGCUGGAGCGCGCCUUCGAGAAGUCGCACUAUCCGGACGUCUAUUCGCGCGAGGAGCUGGCCAUGAAGGUGAAUCUGCCCGAAGUGCGUGUCCAGGUCUGGUUUCAGAACCGACGCGCCAAGUGGCGUCGCCAGGAAAAGUCGGAAAGCCUGCGUCUGGGCCUGACGCACUUUACGCAGCUGCCGCAUCGAUUGGGCUGCGGUGCAUCCGGUUUGCCCGUGGAUCCUUGGCUGUCACCGCCGCUGCUGAGCGCGCUGCCAGGAUUUCUUUCGCAUCCGCAGACCGUUUACCCCAGCUAUCUGACGCCGCCGCUAAGCUUGGCGCCGGGCAAUCUGACCAUGAGCAGCCUGGCUGCCAUGGGCCAUCACCAUGGGCCGCCGCCACCGCAUGGGCCGCACAGCGGACAGCUGGCACCGCCACCCACCGGGCCACCACCGCCACCGCCACCGCAUCCACAUGCACAUGCACAUGCCGGCCAUCAUGCGGUGCCGUUGUCGCAUCUCUCGCCGCACCUGUCACGCAUGUCACCGCACGCGACCUCGCUGUCGCCACAUCAUGGAAACGUGGCCAGCCUGACGCCCUUGCCGACCGGCGCGACGCCAGCCACGACGACAGCAUGCUCGACCGCCUCGUCCUCGUCGUCGUCGCUGGAGUGCAGCGGCCCGGAUGUGUGCAUGUCACCGCAAAACCUCAGCAUAUCGAAUGCCGACUCCAAUGGCGAUCUGCGCGACUGCAGCGAUGCGGAUGGCGGCAGCUGCAGCAACGGCGCCGGCGGCCUAGAAAAGUGCACCAACGAGCUGCUCGAUGUCGGCAGAGAGAGUCCCCCGCCGCCCUCCUCGCUGGCCAUCAAGCGCACAUCAGCCGCAACGCCGCCUUCAGUGGACAUGCGCAGCAACUCGAUUGCCACGCUGCGCAUCAAGGCCAAGGAGCAUCUUGAUAAUCUGAACAAGGGCCUAAUCUCCAUGGUCUAGCCAGGCAGUGGCAAUGGUUCCUGCAUUCCUACACACAAGGACCAGGCACAGCAAUUCACAUAAGUUAAACUCAAGUGUUAGCCUUAGUUCUUCACGCAAAUCUCUCACAACAACUCAACAAUCCAAUCAAAAUCCACAGAGAUACAUUUAUCUAUACAUAUAUCCAUCCAUAUAAGUACAUGGGUAAUCGUAUUUGUUUAGCCCUGUAAUAUCGUGCGUGUUUUAGUUUAGUGAAUUCGUCGUUGUAAACAUUAUUUGUAUAGCCAAGAACCAGUGAACAGAAAGUUACUCAACUCGAACUUGCAACAUCCGAACGGUAAAGCAAAUAAAUCGGCAAUUUAAAUAGAUUUUCAUGUGCAUAGAGAUCGAUUUGUAACCUUUCAAUAAUUGCUAAAGAAAACUGAUUUAAAUA
Molecule: messenger RNA, 3106 nt
Organism: Drosophila novamexicana
Lineage: Eukaryota; Metazoa; Arthropoda; Insecta; Diptera; Drosophilidae
Product: retinal homeobox protein Rx
Exons: 6
Coding region: 1-2694 (897 amino acids)
Biological process (GO): positive regulation of transcription by RNA polymerase II
Molecular function (GO): RNA polymerase II cis-regulatory region sequence-specific DNA binding; DNA-binding transcription factor activity, RNA polymerase II-specific
Source: RefSeq, a predicted model, not a curated record